Molecule: messenger RNA, 1247 nt
Organism: Telopea speciosissima
Lineage: Eukaryota; Viridiplantae; Streptophyta; Magnoliopsida; Proteales; Proteaceae
Product: GEM-like protein 1
Exons: 5
Coding region: 22-945 (307 amino acids)
Source: RefSeq, a predicted model, not a curated record
AGGUCUUCUUCGUAAUCUUAGAUGGAUCACCAGCAACAGCUAGGUAAUCAAACCGACACGAAGAAGACAGAGGGUGAGCAUCCGUCAACUUACGCCCCAUACCCGAAACUCGAACCGGAAGACAUCGCUCCUCCUCCGCCUCCACCUUCUGGAGCCGCUGCUGCUACUAAUAAGGAGAAUUGGGGUACCUUUGUGAUGGGAACUCAAUCGCAAGGCGAUCGUUCGACGCCGAAUAAGCCGCAGAAACAGGUGAGUUGGAGCUCCGAUUUGGAGAAGGAAGACCCGUAUGACUCCAUCCAAAACCGUGCCACUACGAUGCCUUCUGAAUCCAAUCCUUACAUCUCUUCUUCGCCUGCACCGUCGGCAUCAACAUCCAUCAAGGAUAAGGUGGAUGCGGUUCGCGAUGUUCUUGGGAGGUGGGGAAAGAAAGUGGGAGAAGCCACCAAGGGUGCGGAGGAUCUGACUAGAAACAUGUGGCAACACUUGAAAACAGCACCUAGUGUUGCGGAUGCUGCCAUGGGAAGGAUUGCUCAGGGAACUAAAGUUUUAGCAGAAGGUGGUUAUGAGAAGAUCUUCAGACAGACCUUUGAGACUGCUCCUGAGGAGCAACUUAAAAGGUCUUAUGCGUGCUACUUAUCAACAUCAGCUGGUCCAGUUAUGGGAAUUUUGUAUCUCUCCACUGCAAAGCUUGCAUUUUGCAGUGACAGUCCUCUUUCAUACAAAAAUGUUGACCAAACUGAGUGGAGCUAUUAUAAGGUUGUUAUCCCAUUGCAUCAGCUUAAAGCAGUUAAUCCUUCAGCAAGCAAAGUCAAUGCAGCUGAGAAAUACAUCCAAGUUGUCUCUGUUGAUAACCACGAAUUUUGGUUCAUGGGCUUUGUAAACUAUGAUGGUGCUGUUAUCAAUCUACUAGACACCUUGCAUGGCAGCAACUUACAAUCUGUGUGAUAGUAGCUGUGUACUCUUGGGAUAUGUUUCAGUUGCUGCUGCGAUGUUGACUGAAUAAUGAUAUGUUUGGUGCUGGAUACUCAACGUAUGUGGCGAUGAGAAAGUAAGAUACUGCUGUUGUAUGCCCCAUCUAUUUUGAGUAUUGUGUCUGAUUCUCCUGUAUUGUACCUUAGCAUCUGUAGUUUUUUUUGUGAUACAAUUUGGGAAUAGAUAGAAAUUGUUAAUGGGUAUAUCGAUUUUCAUCAUACAUGUUGUAAUUGCUCAAAUUACUUUUUUCACAAGUAAGUGAUGAAGUUCUUUGA